ACAUUUUUCGAUAGCUUAUCGUAUUAGAUCGUGUCGUAGAGCAAUAUAUCUCCUAAGCUCGACAACAACUAUCUGUUUACAAAUAAUUGUUAUUACAAUUUUUAUUAAUCAUUUUACUUCUAUUAAUGGUUGUGCGAAAACUAAACAAAAAUGAAGACCCGAUUUUCUACUUUGGACAUAAUGUGUGCUGUCAAGGAAAUUCAAAAGUACAAAGGAAUGCGAUUACAAAGAGUUUAUGACAUUGAUCAUAAAACAUAUUUAUUUAAAUUUCAACGUAAUGAUGAGAAGUGUGUUUUGCUAUUGGAAUCAGGUGUUCGUUUACACGUAACAAAUUAUGAAUGGACUAAAAAUGAUGCACCAAGUAGUUUUAGUAUGAAGUUAAGAAAACAUUUGUCAAAUAAAAGAUUAGAAAAUUUGUCUCAAAUGGGGUUUGAUCGAAUUAUUGAUAUGCAAUUCGGUGUUGGAGAAGCAGCAUACCAUGUUAUUUUAGAGUUGUAUGAUAAAGGCAAUAUUAUUUUAGCAGAUAAAGAUUAUGUGAUGAUAAAUAUUUUACGUCCACAUACUGAAGAUGAAAAACAGAAAUUUUUUGUUAAAGAGGUGUAUCCAAAUGAUAGACCAAAAAUUCGACUCAGCCCACCAAGUGAAAAUGAGUUAAGCCACAUUUUUAAAACUGCUAAACCUUCCACAAACUUGAAAAAAUUUAUUUUUGCAAAUUUUCCAAUUUGUUUAGAUUAUGGUAGCUGCUUAUUGGAACAUAUGUUAGUCAGUGGAGGUCUUUCAGCAAGUACCAAAAUUGGUACUGAUUUUAAUAUUGAUACUGAUUUACAUAAGUUAAUAAAUUGUUUUGUUAUUGCUGAAAAUUUCUUAGAUGAUUUAAAAAAUUUAAAGGAAGGAUUUAUAAUUAAAAAAAUCGAUAAACAAGUAUUACCUGAUGGUACUAUCAAAGAAUUGUGUACAAAUCAAGAAUAUCAUCCAUUUUUGUUUGCUCAACAUCAGUCUUUACCCUUUGCAACAUAUGGAAGUUUUAAUGAAGCAGUAGAUGAAUUUUAUUCAAAUUUAGAAAGUCAGAAAUAUGAUGUUAAAUGCAUGCAACAAGAAAAAGGAGCAGUUAAAAAACUACAAAAUAUUACUAAAGACCAUGAAGAACGCCUUAGGAAGCUUCAAGAAGCUCAAGAUGAAGACAAAAUUAAAGCUGAAUUAAUUACUAAUAAUUUAGAUCUGGUUGACAAUUCCAUACAGUUUAUUAGACAAGCAGUAGCUAAACAAUUGCAUUGGGAUGAAAUUUUGGAUAUGAUAAGACAAUUAAAUUUUGAAGAUGAUGGUAAUACUUAUGCCAUUGUAAAAAAUUUGAAAUUGAAUGUGAAUCACAUUACUCUUGAACUAUUUGAUCCAUAUAAUGAAGAUCAAAAAAAUAAAGAUAGUGGUAAAUUAAUUGAUAUAGAUUUAGGUCAAUCUGCUUAUGGAAAUGCCAAAAAAUACUAUGGAUCCAAAAAACAAUCUGCUAUAAAAGAACAAAAGACUAUUGAAUCAUCAAGUUCAGUUUUAAAAAUGGCUGAAAAAAAAACCAAACAAACAUUGAAAGAUAUGCAAGUUGUUGCAUCUAUAAAUAAAGUCCGCAAAACAUAUUGGUUUGAAAAGUUUUAUUGGUUUAUAUCGUCUGAAAAUUUUUUGGUCAUUGCUGGACGUGAUGCUCAUCAAAAUGAGGUCAUUGUUAAAAGAUAUAUGAAACCAUCAGAUGUGUAUGUGCAUGCUGGUUUUAGUGGUGCUACAACUGUUAUAAUAAAAAAUCCAACAAAGCAGCCAGUUCCUCCAGCCACUCUCAAUGAGGCAGCUGUUAUGGCGAUUUCAUACAGUGUUUCUUGGACUAUGAAAAUUAACUUGCAAAACGCAUUUUGGGUGAAACCUGAACAAGUAACUAAAACAGCACCCACUGGAGAAUAUUUAACUACCGGUAGUUUUAUGAUACGUGGUAAAAAAAAUUAUCUACCUGCAACUCAUCUUAUAUUGGGCUUAAGUUUUCUGUUUAAAUUAGAAGAUAGUUCAAUUCCAAGGCAUGAAAAUGAACGUAAAGUAAAAGGUAUUGAAUUUGAAAAUGUUAUCAAUCCUGAAGAAGAAAAUGAUGAUUUUGAAAAUAUAGCUAGUGAAAAUGAAAGUGAUGAAGAACUAGAGAAAAUAAUUGAAGAGAAAAACACAGUAAAAAAUUUAAGUAAUGAUUAUGAAAACAAUACAGAUUUAAAAAUUCAAGAGAGCAAAAAUCCAGAAGCAGAUAUUAAUCAAGAGUUGAAUUCUAAUAUUCAACUUUCAAAAGAUGUUAAUAUAUCUUCUAACUGUCAUGAAAAAUGUGAAUCUAAUUCUAAAAAUGAACCUGAAUCUUCAGAUAGUGAUGAUGAUAAUGAUGAACAAAAGGAAAACAAUGAAUUGAAUAAAAAAGCUGAAACAGUAAAACCACUAAUUCUAAAACGUGGACAACGAGGAAAGUUAAAAAAAAUCAAAGAAAAAUAUAAAAAUCAAGAUGAAGAAGAUAAAGAAAUGAGAAUCAAAUUAUUACAAUCAUCAAUGAAUGAAAACAAGAAGCUGAAACGAGAAAAAAAGAAAGAGAAGAAAAUUAAAAAAAUUGACAGUAAAAAUAAAUCUGCUGGAAAGAAACAAAUGUUGAUUAAAGUUUUACCUAUUGUUAACGAAUUACCUAAGGAAACUAUUCAGAUUGGUGCACAAGGAGCCCAAGAAAAAUUUGCUGAGAACAAUGACAACUCUGACGACGAAGCAGAUAAAACAACAGAUCCAUCUGAGACACAAAUGUUAGAUUCAUUAACUGGUAUACCAUAUGCUGAAGACGAACUAUUAUUUGCAGUUCCAGUAGUUGCACCUUAUACAGCACUUACUAACUAUAAGUACAAAUUGAAAUUAACACCAGGAAAUACAAAACGAGGAAAAGCGUCAAAGACUUGUUUGAAUCUAUUUUUGAAAGACAAGACAGCAACGACUAGAGAAAAAAAUUUAAUGAAGAGUGUUAAUCUGCAGGAUAUUGCUAGGAAUAUACCAAAUGGAGUUAAAUUAUCAGCUCCAUCUCUUAGUAAAGUACUUAAUAGUAAAUAGUCGAAUAGAUUAUAUUUUGACUUUUGUAAAUAUUAAUAAUUG
Messenger RNA from Sipha flava (yellow sugarcane aphid), 3138 nucleotides. It is a transcript of the gene Clbn, whose product is annotated as nuclear export mediator factor NEMF homolog. The transcript has 17 exons. The record is from RefSeq and is a predicted model, not a curated record. NCBI's taxonomy places the organism in Eukaryota, Metazoa, Arthropoda, Insecta, Hemiptera, Aphididae. Gene Ontology annotation, cellular component: RQC complex. The coding region runs from base 151 to 3096 and encodes 981 amino acids. Gene Ontology annotation, biological process: rescue of stalled cytosolic ribosome; ribosome-associated ubiquitin-dependent protein catabolic process. Gene Ontology annotation, molecular function: ribosomal large subunit binding; tRNA binding.